This is a messenger RNA of Cavia porcellus (domestic guinea pig), 1986 nucleotides long. RefSeq names its product RNA polymerase I subunit G (gene Polr1g). Gene Ontology annotation, molecular function: RNA binding. The coding region runs from base 133 to 1689 and encodes 518 amino acids. Gene Ontology annotation, biological process: transcription by RNA polymerase I. The record is from RefSeq and is a predicted model, not a curated record. The transcript has 3 exons. Gene Ontology annotation, cellular component: RNA polymerase I complex. NCBI's taxonomy places the organism in Eukaryota, Metazoa, Chordata, Mammalia, Rodentia, Caviidae.
GCCGAGCGACGACCCCGCCCUCUCAGACACUUGGACACUUCCGAGCGGGGCCCCGCCCACUCUGAUCCACGUGGUCGACCGCAGACUCACGCAGCUCUGGCUGCUGGAGCUGCGUGCUGCCCUGGCUGCGGGAUGGAGGGGACCCAGUCCGGCGGUGCCGCUCGGUUCUCUUGUCCCCCCAACUUCACUGCCAUCCGCUCAGCCUCAGAGCCCUCUCAUCUCUCCCUGGAGACGCUGACAGGCCCGGAUACAGAGCUGUGGCUGAUCCAGGCCCCUGCAGACUUUGCCCCAGACUGCUUCAAUGGCCGGCUGGUGCCCCUCUCCGGCUCCCACAUCGUCAAGAGCAAGUUGGCUGGCAAGCGGCACCGCUAUCAGGUCCUCAGCAGCAGUGAGCCCCAGGCUGGGGAAGCCACCCUGCUGGCUCCCUCAACACAAGCAGGAGGCGGGCUCACCUGUGCCCCUGCCCCACAGGGCAGCUUAAGGAUCAUUGAGGGUCCCCAGGAACCCUUGUCAGGGAGUCCUCUGCAGCCCAUUCCAACAAGCCCCCCACCACAGAUCCCUCCUGGCCUGAGGCCCCGUUUCUGUGCCUUUGGAGGCAGCCCACCAGUCACAGGGCCGGCGUCACCCUUGGCACUGAAGUCUCCCGCCUCGGGGAAGAGGAGAAAGAGGCAGGUGUCAGAAGACUGCACCACUCAGGUGGCUGUGAAUGGUCAUGGGGCCCCAGAGGUAGAAACAGAAAUGGAUGUGGGGAAAAAAAGGAAGAAAAAAAAGCACCAGCAAGGAGAACCAGAAGUGAUGGAGCCAGUGGUGACAGAGCCCAGGGCUGAGAUAUCUGAGCCUCUGGGAAUACUGUUCCCACCCACCUCUAAGAAGCGGAAGAAGCAGCCCAAAGAGGCAGAAACCAUGGAGCCAACAGAAGAGAGAGCAGAGCUAGAACCUGUAGCCAAAAAUGAGUCUCCUGAGGAGACAGUCACCUCCCCUACCAAGAAGAGAAAGAGACAGAAGGAAAUAGAAGGGAUGGAGUCAGACUGGGUGACAGUGGAAGCCCAGCCACAGGUGAAGGAGGAGCUGCAGGAGGAAGCCAUCCCCGGGAAGAAGAAGAAGAAGAAGAAAAAGAGGCCAGAGAUGUCGGUAGAGCCAGGGACUGAGGCUGAGGAGUCAGAGGGGAGACCUCUGGUGCCCCACGGGCUGAUAACGGAACCAGAACUGCCACAGGAAGUGGAGCCUCAGGCAGAGGUGGCCCUGGAGUUCACUAAAAAGAGAAAGAAAAAAGAAAAGUGGCAUAAUGAGAUGCUGGAGCCAGCGGCAGAGGUGGUAGGGUUGGAGCUGCCAGGUGACCUGGAACCUCAAGCAGUACUAGCAUCCACCAAGAAGAAAAAGAAGGACACAGGGCACAAAGCAGGGGAGCCCAGGACUGAGAUGAGCGACCCAGCAAUGGAGAUGGAGGGGCCUGAGCAGCCAGGUGAGAAGGAGCCCCAUGCCAAGGCAGUGCUGGGAUCCACCAAGAGGAAGAAAAGGAAGUGGGGUGAGGAAAAUAGAGUGCUACAGUCGGCACCCCCAGAGGAGAUGCCUGAGGUAGCCCCCCAAGAGAAGAUGCCAGAAGUGCCACUGAAUGUGGAGAUCGGGGACGGGGCUCCUGCAGACAGAAAGAAGAAGCGGAAGAAGCAGCCACAGCUGGAUCCUGCAUAGCCUCCCCAGGGAUACUGAGGAGCUAAAAGAAAAGAAUGAAGGUGGCCACCCGGGCAGUCAGAAGGUGACACAAAGCCAAUGCCUCCCCCACCCCCACCCUGUCAACCUCAGCCAACAACUGCACCAGCACUGGCCAGAUCCUGGCCCUGGACAAUCCUUUAUUGUCACACCAGCAGUGGGGGUCAUCGGGGCACCUUGAGAAAGGGCUCAUGCAGGACAUCAAACAGCCUCCGGGCCUUGGGUGGAGAGAAAUGAAGAACUGGUCAUUAAAGAGGCCGUUGGCUCGAUACAUCUAGA